AGGGCGGAGGGACAGCUUUGUGUUCCAGGCACUGCCUGGUAGUUGUGCCCGCCUUCGCAGCCCGUGCUCACUUUCCGAGACUGUUAGCGGAGAGCCCCGCCACACGGGGAGAGGCGGGACGGUGGGGAUGGCCUCGCAGCGCCCUCUGGGCGUCGGCUUUCGUCGCCGGGCAGCAGGGGCUUCCUUGGCGAUCGCCCUGGGUGGAGGAGAGGAGUUUCCGGGGCUCGGGUUCCAGCCGCCUUCCCGGGGAAGGAGCGCGGAAGCCAGUGGGCGGCGAGAGGCGGAGCGAGGGACGCGGGGGGCGUGGACGCAGCCGGCUUUGGAAAGGCCCCAAGUUAAUGAGGCGUGCGCCGGCGGCCGAGAGCCUUUCGGAGCUGGGCUUUCCCCCGCGGUUCGGGCGCCAGGAGCCGCCUUUUCCGCUGGGUGUCACUCGGGGGUGGGGAAGAUGGCCCAUUCAAAAGCGCCGCGAGGGGGCCCGGCCGGUGCCCUUCAGUGAGCGCUCGCAAGAGGACGGCAGAGGCCCAGCGGCUCGCAGCUGCGGGACCUUGUGGCGGCGCAUCAGGACGCGGCUGCCCCUCUGCCGGGACCCAGAGCCGCCGCCGCCGCUCUGCCUCCUGCGGGUUAGCCUCCUUUGCGCGCUCCGGGCGGGCGGCCGUGGGAGCCGCUGGGGCGAGGACGGCGCGCGGCUGUUGCUGCUGCCCCCGGCCCGAGCGGCUGGAAGCGUUGAGGCCGAGCCAAGCGGCGGUGCCCUCUAUGCUGGGAGGAUGUUGGAGAGCAGCGGCUGCAAGGCGCUGAAGGAGGGCGUGCUGGAAAAGCGCAGCGACGGGUUGCUACAGCUCUGGAAGAAAAAGUGCUGCAUCCUCACCGAGGAGGGGCUGCUGCUCAUCCCGCCCAAGCAGCUGCAACACCAGCAGCAGCAGCAGCAGCAGCCUGGGCAAGGACCGGUCGAGCCGUCCCAACCCGGCGGCCCCGCCGUCGCCGGCCUUGAGCCACCGGUCAAGCUCAAGGAAUUGCACUUUUCCAACAUGAAGACCGUGGACUGCGUGGAGCGCAAGGGCAAGUAUAUGUACUUCACUGUAGUGAUGGCUGAGGGCAAAGAGAUCGACUUUCGGUGCCCACAGGAUCAGGGCUGGAACGCCGAGAUCACGCUGCAGAUGGUGCAGUACAAGAAUCGUCAGGCCAUCCUGGCGGUCAAGUCCACGCGGCAGAAGCAGCAGCACCUGGUCCAGCAGCAGCCCCCGCAGCCGCAGCCGCAGCCGCAGCUCCAGCCCCCGUCCCAGCCGCAGCCGCAGCCGCAGCCGCAGCCCCAGCCCCAACCUCAGUCGCAGCCCCAACCCAAGCCUCAGCCCCAGCAGCUCCACCCGUAUCCGCACCCACAUCCGCACUCUCACCCGCACCCCCACCCGCAUCCGCACGCUCACCAACUACCGCACCCGCACCAACAACCGCACACUCAGCCGCACGGCCACCGGCUUCUCCGCAGCACCUCCAACUCCGCCUGAAGGGGGCAGCAUCCGGGCCAGACAAGGUUUUGAGGACUUGAGGAAGUGGGACGAGCAUAUUUCUAUUGUCUUUACUUGGAUCAAAACAAAACAGUCUCCCCAUCCCACACCAGAUCAUGUAGUUUGGACAUCACCCUGCUGAAAACUUGUGAUUCUUCUUAGUUUUCUGCGUACUCUUCAUCACAAUGCAGGAAACGACUUCGAGUCAAGAAGACUUUAUUUAUGAACCUUUGAAAGGAUCUUCUAGUAUGGUGGACCUUCUAGGAGCGAUGAUGUACUGUAAUUUUAUUUUAAUGUAUUUUGAUUUAUGAUUAUUUAUUAGUUUUUUUUAAAAAUGCUUGUUCUAAGACAUUUCUGAAUGUAGGCCAUUUUCCAAAAAGGAAACUUUAUUUUCAAAAACCUAUUCCCUAGUAAGUCCUAAUCUUGGAAAAGAAAAAAGAGAAACGGUGGUGGAGGGGAAACAAUUAAGAAUCCAUUCAUUUUUCCUAGGGCAUUUUCAGGAGGUCUGACACUUUUAAUUGUUAUGCCAGGUGGUUGAAAUUAAAUUCUGAUGUUACAUUUUUUGAGUUUUUUUCCCCUUAGACGUAUAGUUUGUAUAGAGUAGAAGUUUAAAAAAGCUAAAAGUUCAGAAUUGUGUAAUUAUGAAAAUCUAAUGCUCAAGAUAUUGCUUUUCUAAAAGGAAAUCAGUAGUAAUGAUAGCUUAUUUCAAAAUGCUUGAAGCAUAACCCAACUGAUGACAGAAUGAACGUAUCUUGAAUAUGUGGCAGGGCUGGGUCUACCGUAGGAAGAACCUUGCUUAUAUCAUCUGUGUGUGAAAGGUUUAAUAAGAAGAGUCCUUUUGAUUGAUUUAUGAAUAUGAAUGCAUUAGAUGUUUUAUUUCAAAAAUGUCAUGGAGGAAAAAGAAUCAUUUGACUUGUUUGAGAGAGUAUUUGUGUCCCUCUCUGGACUAGAAUACCCUUCUAGAGUACCCUUCCAGAGCUUUCCCCACUUGACUUGAACCACAUUUUCUGAUCCUUUUACUCUGUUCUAGAAGCACACUGAAGAAUCUCAUUGUUGAAAGUACAGUUUGUAAAUAUCUCAAAGAACUAGGAGUCAUAACUUUUUGUUUUCAUACUGCAAUGAUGUUGAUCAGAGAAACCAACUGUUUUGCUUUUUAUUGCUCUGUGAGAUAUUUGAGGGUUAUAUAUUUUGGUAUUAGGUUAGCUAAACUCAGAAGUUGAAAAGGAAAGGACUGGAUAAACACUGGAUUUUCAGUAAGAAAACAACCCCAGUCUUGUUUUGGCAGCCACUUGUUCAGGAGUCUGUGAGGGGAAAAAAGAGGAUGCUCUUUUAAAGGUAGAACAAACCCUCUUCUGUGUUAAAUCAAAAGGAUGGUCAAAAUCCACAAGGGCAGAUGCUGCUUAAGUUUAAAAAGAGCCAUAGAUGAUACCACAUCCUCUUGGGGCUGAAAAUCACUUCCUAUCUGCGUGGCUUUACUAACUGGUCUCUGUUUUCCAUUAUCUUUUUCACAAAGUCUUGGUCAGUAUUUUUCCAGAAUUUAAAUUGAAAUAGUCAGUAUUAGACCACUGCUAAGUUAUGUAGUCAAGAAAUGAAAAUAGAAUUGCAUGCUAGAGCUGUCUUUAUUCUCCCAUUUAGAAGGGAGUUUCAAGGUCAAAUUACUUUUUAGUGCAGUAUUUAAAUGAUGAGAUUUUGAGAUCAUAACUCUUAUCCAAAAAGCUGCAGGGAAAGUUAAAACUUGAGCAAAUGGCAAACAAAACUUAAGUGGAUUCCCACUUUCAGUGGCUGUUUAGGUUGCAGUUGUAAAAAUAUGCUGCCGAGGUUUAAAAACUCUUUAUAUGUGUGUGUGUGUGUGUGUGUAUGUGUGUGUGUAUAUAUACACAUAUACAUAUAUAUAUACAUAUAUAUAUGACAGCUCAGAUCAGAGAGCCAGAUCUAAAGAUUUCUUAAAUCAAGUUUGGUUCAGCUUCCUUAGAACUACUGCUGUACUUUAGGGAAUGCCCCAUAGUAUUAUAGUUUUAAUACAUGUAGAUCUUAAUAACCUCAAUUAAACUACAACUUUUUCCAAAUGGAGGAUUUUUCUUUUAAAUUCUUAUGAUAUAAAAAAAUAAAGUCCAUACUAAGUACUUCAAAAGUUAAGAUUUGUGUAGGUUUUCAAAAAAACAUUUGUAUGGUGGUAGCUUGCAUAGAGGGCUAGGUAAUUUCAUUGCUACCUAGGCCCAGGCUCCCUCUGGGCUGCUGGAUUUUUUUUUUCCCCCUACAGUGGCUGUGGUUCUUAAUGGGGCCACUAGAAUCAUGUUUUCUUGUCUUUCUGUAGCCCUUGUUCCUUGGUCUGCUGUGAUAUUUAUGUUGAUUUUACCCUCCUUAUGGCUGAACCUCUGCUAGCCUUUAACUGUGAAAUCUCAGAAAUCGGAAAGGAGAGAAGUAGGAUUUUUUAAAUUGUUUUGACACUUUGAAAUUAUUGUGGUUUAAUAAUUUUUCCAGAGCAAAAAAACAAGCAUCCUUAACAAGACUAAACAAAACAAAAUACAAAUGCACGUCAUUUAGUGUCUCAGUGACUCUCAUCUACUGGUAAGAAAAUGAUACAUACCACCUAAAGUAUUUUGAGGCCUGACAAAUCAGCUUCAUGGAAAAAGGUAAAAAUACUUCUUUUAACCCAAGAAAAAGAGGAAGGAAAGGGCAGGGCCAAUAGAAAACUCGCCCUUGCAAUAAAUAUGAAAUGUAAAAAGUUGAAAAAUUAAGAGGAAUGUUCCACCUGGAAAUUGAACUUUUGCGCUUGAACUUGUGUUGUGAAAGAAGGACAAAAUGUAUAACUCCCCAGCACCUAGAAGGUGGUUGCUGUUGCCUCACCAAGUGCUUUCUUCACUUGCUCUCAUGACAUUCUUUGAGAACAACUAAUUCUGGGCUAGGCCAAGUAAGCAUCAUGACAAAGGUCCUUAAACUUUCUUAGUGGAAAUCCAUUUAGAUCUGUGUAUACUCUGCAGGGAGUGCUGGGGUCAGAGAGUAAAUGUCUGUAAGGAACCCUUUGUAAAUGAACAUUUUCCUCAUUGAGCAGGCUAGGCUUCUCUAAUCAUGUGGAAAUUAAGCUAACUUUAUAAUUUCACUUCAUAGAUUUUUUUCCAAUCGUCAUUUAAAAAAACCAAAACCCUACACAUUGCUUAAGGGUGUUUCCCAAACAUGUAAAAACUGUCAGGUCUGGCUUAAGUUGAAAGGCUUGUUUUAACUUUUUUUUUUUUUUUUGCUUUACUUUGUAUUUCUCUUAAAGCACCCCAAUUUUAAAUCUGACACUAAAUAAGUUUGCUGCAAGUGUAUGAGUUCAAGCGCAUCAUUUGUUUUCUGUCUCUCGGGAAAGUCGUGUGGUUUAGCUUGGCUCUGGGUGCUAACAAUAUUAUGUUCAGUAGUAGGCUUAGAAGAGGGGUCUAUGACUUGACCCAGAGCGAUCCUUUAAAACAGAGCUUUGUGGGAUGAGGAUAGGCCUGUGAACAUUCAUUCUUUUCUUUUUUUGUGUGUUAAACUAAUUGGUUUUUGCUUUAAUAAAAUAUCCUCAGCAGAAUACAUUUUAAAUUUGGAAAUUAUAGUUCUUCAUAUUGAAUCCAUCAGUGAUUCAGGGGAAAUACACCUAUUUAUCUGAAGCAACCUAAGAUGUAUUAAUUGUGGAAGUGUAUUAGAUAGAGUUUUAAGAACUAUUUCCUAAAUUCUUGACACAGUUUUGAAGGGUAGCUUUUUGACCUGCGAUGUUGAAGAGCCAAUCUAGAUUUACAUAAGAUUGGGUGACAGAGUGAUCUGUGACUGUUGGCAGGGCAUUUGCCAAGUGAAAUACAGGAUCCAACAGGGUUUUCUUAGAAAGGGCAAUAUUGUCCAAAGAAGGAAGCAGAAGGACUCUGUCCUUAGAAGCAUCUGCAUAAAAGCUGGUGAGACCUACCCCCCACUGCUCUGCCGCUGACCUGCUGGGAUAGCCUGGGGGGCGGUGAGGAAGCAGAUUUAACAAUAGGUAGUCCUUCCAGACCAUUGUAUUUUGAGAAGAAACAUAAAACUAUUAUCUGUUACAUUCCAAGAUCUGCCUUCUGCUUAAAGAAUAUGCAAAUCCCAUCUUCUGUAAAGCAAGCAUCGCCAUGUACCAAAUGCUUUACAAACCAUCACCUUCGUGAACUUAGUAGCGUGGUCAAAAUUUGUGUAAAUAUGUCUCCUAAAUGAUUUUGGAGAAAUGUGAUUUAUUUUUCAUAUUUUCAAAAUGCAUUCCAUUUCAAAUAAAGUAUCUAUUGAGACAACCAA
Molecule: messenger RNA, 5771 nt
Organism: Lemur catta (Ring-tailed lemur)
Lineage: Eukaryota; Metazoa; Chordata; Mammalia; Primates; Lemuridae
Gene: PHLDA1
Product: pleckstrin homology like domain family A member 1
Exons: 2
Coding region: 339-1502 (387 amino acids)
Biological process (GO): positive regulation of apoptotic process
Cellular component (GO): nucleus
Molecular function (GO): phosphatidylinositol phosphate binding
Source: RefSeq, a predicted model, not a curated record